Cherax quadricarinatus is the source of this 501-nucleotide messenger RNA. NCBI's taxonomy places the organism in Eukaryota, Metazoa, Arthropoda, Malacostraca, Decapoda, Parastacidae. The record is from RefSeq and is a predicted model, not a curated record.
CAGUACUGAGGCAGGAUGGGCGUACGGGCGUGGGCGUGGGCGUGGGUGGUGUUGGUGGGAGUGAUCCACCUGCCUGUGAGUGCUGGCGAUUGUCAAGAAUAUUUUAAGUUUCCAAGUGAGAACCAUCCAUCAUUGUUUGAUGGUAAAUGGGUGACUGUUGCCAGCACCAGGAGACUUAUGCCUUGCCACACUCUACACUUCUCUCAGAAUGGAUCUAGAGUGGUGGUGGAGGAGGGAUGGAAGAUGGCAGGAUGGUCAGUAUCAGCCUGGCACUACAACACCACUGCCACCCUGACUCUCAGAGAUGAGCAUCUCUUCGUUACUGAUUUUUCCUUUGAUGGGUUGUUGAUGGGCGGCCGUGUUGAUAUGGGCGUUGUGGGUGACCACAUGUUGAUGAUGCAGUGUUUAUCAGUACUGUCCGUACCAGUACCAGCCAUAUCUGUUUUGUCCAGGUGUGUACCAGCCAUAACUCUUUUGUCUAAGUGUGUGUACCAGCCAUAA